Pezoporus occidentalis (night parrot) is the source of this 4271-nucleotide messenger RNA. It is a transcript of the gene PTGS2, whose product is annotated as prostaglandin-endoperoxide synthase 2. The record is from RefSeq and is a predicted model, not a curated record. Gene Ontology annotation, cellular component: cytoplasm; neuron projection. Gene Ontology annotation, biological process: response to oxidative stress; cyclooxygenase pathway. The transcript has 10 exons. Gene Ontology annotation, molecular function: heme binding; oxidoreductase activity, acting on single donors with incorporation of molecular oxygen, incorporation of two atoms of oxygen; peroxidase activity. The coding region runs from base 177 to 1988 and encodes 603 amino acids. Lineage: Eukaryota; Metazoa; Chordata; Aves; Psittaciformes; Psittacidae.
GCGAAAUAUCCCAUUUCGUGGUAGUUUCCUGAGGGCGGACGGACAGCCAGUGACUCACUGGCGGCGCCAGGCAUAAAUAGGCGGGCGCCUACCUGGGAGCGGCAUUGGGCUCUCGGCGCCGAGCACCCGCAGAGCUUGAGACACAGCAAGAGCCCCCGCCACAGCCCCGCCUGGAGAUGAUCCUACCCUGCGCCCUGGUGGCUGUCCUCCUCGCUGCCAGCCACGCAGCCAACCCUUGCUGCUCAAACCCUUGUCAGAACAGAGGAGUAUGUAUGACAACAGGAUUUGAUCAGUAUGAAUGUGACUGUACAAGGACGGGGUAUUAUGGGGAAAACUGUACAACACCGGAAUUCUUCACGUGGCUGAGGCUGACAUUGAAACCUUCACCAAACACUGUCCACUACAUCCUCACCCACUUCAAAGGAGCCUGGAAUAUCAUCAACAACAUACCUUUCUUACGGGAUGCUAUUAUGAGAUAUGUAUUAACAUCAAGAUCACAUCUAAUCGACAGCCCACCAACUUACAAUAGUGAUUAUAAUUACAAAAACUGGGAAGCUUAUUCCAACCUUUCCUAUUACACAAGAAGCCUUCCACCAGUAGGACUUGACUGUCCAACACCAAUGGGUGUGAAAGGUAAGAAAGAGCUCCCAGAUUCAAAGCUGAUUGUGGAAAAGUUUUUGCUAAGGAAAAAAUUUAUUCCUGACCCACAAGGCACAAAUGUGAUGUUCACAUUCUUUGCCCAACACUUCACUCAUCAGUUCUUCAAGACGGACCACAAGAAAGGACCUGGCUUCACCAAAGGUCUCGGCCAUGGGGUUGACUUAAACCAUAUUUAUGGAGAGACUCUGGAGAGGCAACUUAAACUGAGACUUCUGAAGGAUGGAAAGUUAAAAUACCAGAUGAUUGAUGGAGAAAUGUAUCCACCAACAGUGAAGGACACUCAGGCAGAGAUGAUCUACCCUCCUCACAUACCAGAACACUUGCAGUUUUCUGUUGGGCAGGAAGUGUUUGGUUUGGUUCCAGGCUUGAUGAUGUAUGCUACAAUAUGGCUGAGGGAGCACAACCGGGUCUGUGACAUCCUGAAACAGGAGCACCCUGAGUGGGAUGAUGAGCAGCUUUUCCAGACUACUAGACUCAUAUUGAUAGGAGAAACAAUCAAGAUCGUUAUUGAGGACUAUGUACAACACUUGAGUGGCUACCACUUCAAACUCAAGUUUGAUCCUGAGCUGCUGUUCAACCAGCGAUUUCAAUACCAGAACCGAAUUGCAGCUGAAUUCAAUACUCUCUACCACUGGCACCCACUUCUGCCUGACACUUUCCAAAUACAUGACCAGGAGUACACUUUCCAGCAGUUCCUCUACAACAACUCCAUAAUGCUGGAACAUGGUCUUUCCCAUAUGGUGAAAUCUUUCUCCAAGCAAAGUGCUGGCAGGGUUGCUGGUGGGAAAAACGUUCCUGCUGCAGUACAGAAAGUAGCAAAGGCUUCAAUUGACCAAAGCAGACAAAUGAGAUACCAGUCCUUGAAUGAGUACAGGAAACGCUUCAUGUUAAAACCAUUCAAAUCAUUUGAAGAACUUACAGGAGAAAAAGAAAUGGCAGCGGAACUGGAAGAGCUUUAUGGAGACAUUGAUGCUAUGGAGCUGUACCCAGGCCUUCUUGUAGAAAAGCCACGACCAGGUGCCAUCUUCGGUGAAACAAUGGUGGAAAUUGGAGCACCAUUCUCUCUGAAAGGACUCAUGGGAAAUGCCAUCUGCUCCCCUGAGUACUGGAAGCCUAGCACCUUUGGUGGAAAAGUUGGAUUUGAAAUAAUCAAUACUGCAUCCUUACAGAAGCUCAUCUGCAACAAUGUGAAAGGCUGUCCCUUCACAGCUUUCCACAUCUUAAAUCCUGAACCCACAGAGGCAACUAUUAAUGUUAGUACCUCAAAAACAGCAAUGGAAGACAUCAAUCCCACAGUACUACUGAAAGAACGAUCUACUGAGUUGUAAAAAUCCAUCUAUUUAUUUAUUUAACUAUAUAAUUUAUUCUAUUUAUGGCUUAAAGUGUCUUUUUAAAAAAGAGGGGGGAAAACCCCCCAAAAACUUGAGCAUCUUCAUUCUGGGGGUUGCCCUAGAUGCCUUACUCGGUAAAGCUUCUACUUACAAAAGGGAUUUUCUGUGUUUGAGCUCUACAGUGCUGAAUCCCUUGUUUAAAGUCUUCUGUAACAGAACUAUGUAUUCCAAAGUGGACAAAGGUUCCAACUUUUUUUUAUGUUGUUUUAAUACUUGACAAAGAGUGUUAGUGGGGUUUUUGUCUCUUCAUUGAUAGGUCACAUAACACUACAAAAGCAAGUUACUGCCUCAGCAACUUCUUACACAGGCCAUUGAACUAAAAGUACAAGAAAAAAUUGCCUUAAUGAAAACUGCCAUAAAAGAUUAUGAAUUCAAUAUCAGCACUCAAAGAUUAACAAAUGUACAUAUACUCGAGACUUAAUCAUGUCAAGUCAGAAAAUGCGUUGCAUUCAUUGUUGAUACUACCUCUCCCUUAUUGCAAAUAAGGCACUUUGUAUAGUAACUUAUGUUUGGUUUUAUGUGUAAAUCUAUUUUCAUGUGGCAUUAUACUUUUUUUAAUUUAUUUAAAGAAAAUGGAACUUCUUUUGUAUACUACUUGUUCUUGAAGCAUAUGUCAUAGAUGUAUUAUUUGUGUAAGAAGAUAAUAACAGGUACUGAGCUUAGAAAUAACUGACUGUCAUGCUGCAAUACAAGGCUGCUUGUAUCUUGCUUCAGAUGUUUUAUCAUGCAAGCUUGGGGAGGUCUUAAACUUAGUCCAAAUUAUUGGUAUUCUUUUUGUAGCUGUAGUUAUCUGGUCUACUUGAUAAUACAAUUUUGAUCUUUGUCACUUUAAGGACAAAUGAACAGUAUGGCUUUAGAUAAGGAUGUGACUAUAGUAUAGCUUUUAGUACCCAAACCCCAGAUUCUUGGGGAAUAGUGAAAAACUGAGAAGCUGUGUAAAGUCGCACAGCAGAGAAAUGAAUAUAGAGUAGGUCUAGCAAAACUUCAAGGCACCAAGACUUGAAGGUAGCUUAUAUCUAUGUACACAAGCUAUAUUUGUGACUUACAGUUGUAUUUACUGGGGGGAAGAGGGAUAAUGUUUUGGUUAUAUCUUAUAAACAAAGGCAUUUUAAGUGACUUAAGCUUAUUUAAAGCUGGCUAGCUAGCACAGAAUCUCCUAGACAUAUUUGUCCUGAUCCAGCACUAAACUAUGUAGUCCUGCCUGGGUACAUAAGGAGCUACACAGGUUCUUGUACCACCACUUUAAACUUUGCAUGUAAGGGUAUUUUUUUUUUUUUUUUCUAAUUUCUAGAGAGGAAAUGUAGAAGAUGAUCCUCCCCUAAAAGCAGCUUGGGAACUAUAGAUAAAAAGAAAAGUCACUUCAGACUGGAAUAGAGCAGCACCCCGCUAUUAUGUGCCUCUGCCCAAAAUUUCUUGACUACUUCUGGAAAAGGACUUGAGUUUUUAUAUUUCACAUGAAUCUCUCAAACAUUUCUAGAGGCUUGUAUGUUGUAAUGGCUAUGGCAGUAGUAUAGUUUGACUGUGACUUCUGUUUCUGUUCAUUUAUUUAAAGAGGCCAAUUACCUUUUGAUGUGUAAGUUUGUAAUUUUUAGUGUGAAUAGCUGAAUCAAGAUCUCCUGUAGCAGUCAGUACAAGUGACUGAUUUGAGGUGGUCUUUGGUAUGAAUGCUUUGAGAGAAAGAAGGUCAUUUGUUUUCCUUCUUCUGUUUGAAGCAUGAAGAAGGGAAAAUUUUCAAUAACCUUGUAUUAAAAGGUGGUUAGUACUGUAUUUGCUCAUAAGUGAAAACUGCUUGGACACUUGAUAAAUAUGUAAUUAUUAUUCAGAUCCGUCUCUGGAACACACUUCAGAGCACCCUUCUAUUAGUAACAAGGAAAAGUGUUUGGCUUAGAGUCAAAGGGAGGCGAGUCUGGACAGAUCUAGUUAUUUUAGGGCAUGUAAUAGAGGAAUUCCUCAGACCAUGUAAUUUGAGUUAAGUUAUAAGCUGCUUCAGAACAGAAUCAUGUUCACUGUGUUUUGUACUCUGCAGCCACAUUUCAACAGUCACUCAUCUUUGACCCAACCUGCUGGGUUUGGCUGGGUUCAAGUUGCUUAUGAUAAAUAUGUAUGUUUGAGAUUAUUUAUUUUAAAAGUCUGUGAAUUGUUUUUCAUUUUAUUUUUGUAGGACAAUAAUGUUUUUAAAAUGCAAUUGUUUAUAUAAAUAAAUUGAAAACAUUUCCUGUA